Molecule: messenger RNA, 622 nt
Organism: Musca vetustissima
Lineage: Eukaryota; Metazoa; Arthropoda; Insecta; Diptera; Muscidae
Product: enhancer of split m8 protein-like
Exons: 1
Coding region: 50-622 (190 amino acids)
Biological process (GO): regulation of neurogenesis; anterior/posterior pattern specification; regulation of transcription by RNA polymerase II
Cellular component (GO): nucleus
Molecular function (GO): DNA-binding transcription factor activity, RNA polymerase II-specific; protein dimerization activity; RNA polymerase II cis-regulatory region sequence-specific DNA binding
Source: RefSeq, a predicted model, not a curated record
CAAAUAUCUCUUCAAGAGUAAAGAUCCACAAAAUAAAAUUCAAAACAAAAUGGAAUACGCCACAAAAACUGAAAUCUAUCAGAAAAUCAAAAAACCUCUAUUGGAACGUCAAAGACGUGCUCGCAUCAACAAAUCGUUGGAUGGUCUUAAACAGCUGAUGAUCGAUCUGAAUGGUGAUAGUAAAAUUUUACGCAUGGACAAGGCUGAGAUGUUGGAGACAACCAUAACGUUCCUGCAGUCAUAUAACAAGAAAAUUAAAUCGAGUCAAAAACAGCAACAAAUUCCCAUGGAUGCCUUCCGCAAUGGAUAUAUGAAUGCUGUCAAUGAAGUAUCCCGUGUAUUGGCCUCAACACCAGGAAUGACUGUUGAAAUGGGCAAAUCCGUAAUGAGUCAUUUGGGACGGUCAUACAAUCGCUUACAACAACAAUAUCAAGAGCAACAACAACAACGACAACAGUCUACUUACCAGACAAUGCAACAGCAGCCCUUAACCGUAGAUUGUGCCCCCUUGAGUCCAGCUUCUUCAGGUUAUCACAGUGAUGAUAGUUUAAGUCCUGUCAAUUCACCUGUUGCUGCACCUUCUCAACAACCGCAACAACAACAAGUAUGGAGACCAUGGUAA